This is a messenger RNA of Lynx canadensis (Canada lynx), 522 nucleotides long. It is a transcript of the gene TEX51, whose product is annotated as testis expressed 51. Bases 1 to 522 code for a protein of 173 amino acids. Lineage: Eukaryota; Metazoa; Chordata; Mammalia; Carnivora; Felidae. The transcript is spliced from 5 exons. The record is from RefSeq and is a predicted model, not a curated record.
AUGCUGCUUCUCCUGCUCAGCUGUCUCCUACCUGCUGCCAAUGGGAAGAGCUGUCUCCUCUGCUGGCCAGGACUGCCUGCAUUGAUAGACUAUGAUCUACAGAUUCUUUGGGGCACCCCAGGGCCACCCACAGAGCUCUCCCAAAAUCAAAACCGUAUGGAAGAAGCAGCAGCCAAAUUAUUCAAUCACAUAGAUGAAGCCAUCAAGAAGUUCCGAGAUAAUAAACCAUCACUUUUGGAAGAGAUUCAUAUCCAGCAGAAGGUGUUUACUGAGAAGCUGGAUGAGAUAUCUGAGGAGCUGAAGGAGAAGGACCUACGCUCCACACUGGAGGUCAUGAACUGUGCCAACUGCAAGACACACUUCCUCACCUGCAAAGACCCCACUCUUUGCCCAGACCUUCUCCCCACCCUGGGUCACCAUGCUCCCCGACCUGGACAGAUGAUCAACAUGGCCCUCCUGCCUUCUGCUCCUGGCUGGCCUCAGCAAGCAGGAGUUCAGAGGGACAGAGGCAAGGGCAUGUGA